AUGACUUACGACUUGCAUGGCCAAUGGGACUUUGACAGUCAUUGGUCCUCUCCAGGCUGCCCAGCAGGCAACUGUCUUCGCUCACACAUCAACAGGACGGAAACCCUCAAUGCACUUUCCAUGGUCACCAAAACUGGCGUCUCAUCAACCAAGCUCAUCAUCGGCAUUACCAGCUAUGGUCGGUCUUUUCGGAUGGUCGACCCAUCCUGCACCGGUCCUAUGUGUACAUUUACCGGGGCACUCUCCGGAGCAAAACCUGGACGUUGCGCACGCACCACCGGAUAUCUCGCCAAUGCAGAGAUUCAGGAGAUUUUGCACUACGACAAGUCAUCACGCACCUAUUACGAUGAAGGCAUCAUGAGUGACAUUCUGGUAUACGGAUCUGACUGGGUUGCCGACAUGAACAACUACAACAAAGGGCGUCGGGAGGCUCUGUGGAAGUCAAUGAACUUUGGCGGCGUCUCAGACUGGGCGAUCGGCCUUGCCGAGUUUUUACCCAAUGAUGUCUCUCAGGUUCCGUCACUGUCAAUGGAGGAGAUCAAGGAAGACUGGGCCAACAUCACCUGCAAACACCCCUACGCGAGGAACAGCAGCUACAGGGUGUCAGACCGUUGGAAAACCCUCAAGGUUGAUGAGGCUUGGACGCAUGUUGUUGUUAAGUGGGACGCUUGCGCAAAGUCCGGCAUGCCUUUCCCUGUUUUUGUGAGCCGUCUUCUCAACGAUCCCGAUGGCAUGUACUGCGGCUCGAUAUCCUCCACAAACAACUGCCUUGCAACAGUCGAAUGCAGUGACGAAUCCGAACGCCGGCCGGCAGCAGCUCUCCUUUUGAGUUCAUUUGUGAAGCUUGCUGGGAUCUAUUACGAGCUGUACGAUGGAAUCCAAGCAGCUCAGGUCAAUCUUAUCACGACACUGUCCAAGUUCUCGAGCACUUUUGCACCAGAACAAAAGGCGGACAAGUCUUUGACCAUGACUUUGAAUAUCUUGAGCGCUGGCUUCGGUGUGCUGGCAGGCCCAGUCUUUGCGAAGGCAUUUUCGUCUGGAAAUUUCUUCUCUCAGAAUCCUGGUAUUGGAGAGAAGCUGGAGUCGGCAGUGAUGAAGGGCGUAGAGCUUGGCCUGGCUGAGGCUAAGGAAUACGCCAAAAAAAAAAACCCCUGUCUCGUCCUUUUCCCCAUGUCCUUUUAUCCUACACAUCAGACAGAUCUCGCAUCACAGUUCAACUGGAUUGUGAUGAGUUGGAAAGAAAUUGUCGACAUUACACAACGCCAAGCCUUCUCUGAGACGAAAGAUGGGGUUAGCUAUCUCAGCAGCAUGAUGAGCAACGGCAAGCUGCUCAAGGUCGAGCCGAUGAACAGGUUUGACACGGAAUCCGCCAUGGUCAAAGUCCUGUACGCCUUCCUGAUUCCGCAUGUCUGGCAUCUCCGAGCCUACAGCCCUGUUCUCAUCCACGCCGAGUGGGACUGCCAAAAGGUUGGGGUCGACAAGUUCAUAUGGCUCCAGUCCGGCGACAAGGAUGUGGCGAAGAUGUGCAUCGACAACCCGUCAGCACUACUUUCUUUACCCUGGAGGUCCAACGAUGAUAGACCACAACUGGGGCAACUGGUGUGGAGGUUCGGAGCCGAAUCGAAUGCCGGUCUUGCCAGGCACAGAGACUCUCGGGUCUCCAUUGAUGGAUGGGCAAAACGAUCUCAUGUGGGAAUAAAUCACGCAGAUAGACAUUGCAAGAAGCGCCACGCCAAGUGGGGAAACAAAGGCUUCGACAAGCUUCUGGAUCUUUUCAAUGGGGAACACCUGAAUAACUUGAUCGAGGAGGUCACAAACGGCGAUGUCAAGCUUCUGCCGGGGAUCAUGAACAUCCUCAUGUGUGACCCUCAAACAGUCUUUGACAACUAAAAGAAGCGGACAGCCGGCCAAAAGACGGAUUGGGCAUCGUUUCCUUGUGACGAAGAGUAGCCUCGCUGCGUGUGGCACUGUUCUCAGUCCACUGCCACCUCUCUGGCAUCUGUUUUUCUAGGGCGGCUUCAUUCAAGAAUACCUGGUGUGGAUGAGCAGGGCGGCCGGCAUUUGGGCCGGGCUGUGAUGCUUUGGGAGUUAUUUGGGUAAGGUAUAUCAUGGUUGGAUUGUUACACUCGCUUAACAUUUUUAUUUGUAUCUACAUGCUUGAUACUAAAACUUGUGUCUUGCCUUAUC
Molecule: messenger RNA, 2187 nt
Organism: Podospora pseudopauciseta
Lineage: Eukaryota; Fungi; Ascomycota; Sordariomycetes; Sordariales; Podosporaceae
Biological process (GO): carbohydrate metabolic process
Source: RefSeq, a predicted model, not a curated record